Molecule: messenger RNA, 3273 nt
Organism: Mesocestoides corti
Lineage: Eukaryota; Metazoa; Platyhelminthes; Cestoda; Cyclophyllidea; Mesocestoididae
Source: the annotation of a GenBank genome assembly
AUGAAGGCAAUCAUUGCUCUUUCUCUAACACUUUUCCUCCUUAACGGAGCAGUCCAAUUGGCUGAAUGUGCCGAAACCGCAACCACCCAACAGCCAGUUGUUCAAGAGGAGGUUAGCCAGAAGUACUGGCAGAAUUUGGCUGAGGAUCGAUUCACCAAGGACUGUCGACGAUUCCCCUCCUUGAAGGAGGCCAAACGAGCGAAAAAUGUCAUCAUGCUGCUGGGUGAUGGCAUGGGCAUGCCGACGAUCUCUGCGGGUCGAUUCUACUCGGCCCAGAAGUACGACCAGAACGGUUCGAGUUCCAUUCACCCGUUCGAGUAUUGGCCAUUCAACACGAUGGCACGGACCUACGAUCUGGAAACCAUGGUUACCGAUUCGGCGAGCUCUGCUACCGCCUACCUGACAGGCACCAAAACGCGGACGGGCAUGAUCGGAUUGGACGGUACUGUGGGCUACCAACAGUGCGGAGUCUGGCCGAAAUCCAGCUACACCGAGUCGGUCCUCGAGGCCGCUGUCAAGGCUGGCAAGGCCACGGGCAUUGUCACCUCCACGAGAAUCACUCACGCGUCUCCCAGCGGUUGCUAUGGUCACGUCAGUUUCCGUGAUUUGGAGGAUGACUCAGCGGUCCACAAGAUGUGUCCAGAACAAGCUGCUGCAAUGCCAUGCCAAGAUCUUGCCUGCCAACUGAUCACGUAUAAUCCAGACAUUAAUGUAAUGAUUGGCGGUGGACAAAAGUAUUUCUACCCAGAUACGGUUGAACUCCCAUCAGAUGCCAAAACGAAGGGAACGCGUUUAGAUAAACAAAACCUUGCUCAGAUGUGGAUCGAUAACCAGGAGAAGAAAGGACGGAAAUACUGCUAUAUCAGCAAACCAACAGAUCUAGCGAAUUGCAACGCCGAUGAGGUGGACUACAUUCUAGGACUCCCUUACGGAAGUCACAUGCCCUACACUCACGAGUUGACGUGGGAGGAGCCGACGCUUCUGCAGUACGUGCAGACGGCGGUGAAGGUGUUGGAGCGCCAGAAACAGGGCUACUUCCUCUUCAUUGAGAGCGGUCGCAUCGACCACGCGCACCACGACAACGAAGGCAGACGGUCGCUUGACGAGAUGGCGCACUUCGACUUGAUCGUGACCUACCUUCAGAAUACGGUGAACUUGAACGAGACCCUGAUCAUCCUAACCGCGGACCACUCGCACACCUUUGAGUUGGUUGGACAGCCGGGUCGCUUCCAAAAUAUCCUUGGUUUGGACCAGUACUACAGCCAACACGUAAGCUGGAGUUGUUCGAUUGCCACUGUACCUCCCGGUCGAACUCUCAUUCACUGGAAUUCCGCUUUACAGACCAAUGACAAGAUGCCAUUGCAAGGCCUAAACUACAUGAAUGGACCCAACGGCUUGACGAAUGAGUCUCGUAAGAAUCCUGCGGUGCUUGAUACUUAUGCGUGGACCUACAAACAGCAGACCCUGGUUCCACUGAGCUUCGCGUCUCACGGCGGAGAUGACGUCGGUGUGUACGCCACCGGUCCCAUGUCCGCGAUCUUCCACGUAACCGUCGACAACACCAUGAUCGCUCAGGCCAUGAAGUUCGCUCUUGGUGUGGAGCCAUACACCAACUCCACGUACCCGUGCGAAGGGAGAAGCCAGCACCACAUCGCCAUGAUUAAGUGCGCAUUUGUCUGCGCUUUAUUGUUAGUUUUCGACGUCACCCACGGUCUCCCCGAGGUGGACCUGCCGCAACCACCUUAUCCAAUCAAAGAGGAGGAAAUCAGUCCCUCUUAUUGGGAGAGUUUGGCGCGCAAGCAAAUUGACCGGGCAAACAAACAGUUCCCCGAAUGGGCCAGCAAGGCGAAGAAGGCUAAAAAUGUGAUUCUUUUCCUCGGCGACGGUAUGGGUAUCCCCACCCUCGCGGCGACCAGAUUCGACCAGAAUUUCACAGAUGGCAAAGCUGCAAAGCACAGCUUUGAGGAUUGGGAUUUUGGGACCCUCUGCCGAACAUACGACCUUGAAACCAUGGUUACGGACUCUGCUUCCUCGGCUACUGCCUACCUCACUGGCACCAAAACCCGGACUGCGAUGAUCGGCGUGACUGGGGCCAUUAAGGUGAAACAAUGCGCCGCCUACACUGCCGAACAGAAGACCGAGUCGGCUCUAGUUGCAGCACAGAAAAUCGGAAAAUGGACGGGCAUCGUGACUAGCUCCAGAAUCACGCACGCCUCUCCCUCUGGUUGCUAUGGCCACGUUGCUCAUCGCGACUGGGAAUCGGAUUCAAAGUUACCCUGCAAUGUAAACCAACCUUGCGCUUGCACUGACUUGGCAUUCCAACUGGCAACUGAACAUCCCGAAUUUCGUGUGAUUUUCGGAGGUGGUCAGCAAAACUUUUAUCCAAAGGACGCGCAACUGCCGUCAAGUACUUCGUCCAAGGGCAACCGACUGGACAAUAGAAAGCUUUACGAGGAGUGGCAAGCUGGCCAGAAAAACAUGGGCAGAAACCCACUGUACAUUGACAGUCCCAGCGCUUUCAAAACUGCCAAUUUCGACGGCUACGAUUCCGUGAUGGCCCUAAUCUCGCCAUCUCACCUGCCGUAUGAAUUGGACAAGCCAGAGGGUGAUCCAGGUCUGUACGAACUGGCAACACAAGCAGUCAAGAUCCUGAAAAAGAGCCCCAACGGCUUCGUGCUGUUCGUGGAAGGCGCCAGAAUUGACCAGGCUCAUCACGAAAAUCGAGCCAGAAAGUCGUUCGCGGAGAUGCAUGAAUUCGACAGGGCGAUUCGAGACAUCGCCAAGGAAUUGGAUCCAGCCGAAACUCUGCUCAUCUUAACCGCCGAUCACUCGCACUCCUUCGAGCUAGUUGGUCAACCAAGUCGCUUCCAGAAUCCUCUGCUUCAAGACAAAAUCAAGGGCUCGACGACCCUGGACAAGAAAGGAAUGCUUCCUGUGGGGUACAUGACAGGUCCGGGUGCUAAGAUGAAUACCACAAGAGAAAAUGUGACAGCCAUGAAUGAGACCUACCUUCUUGGCAAGGACACCCAACAGCAGGCCUUAAUUCCCAUUGGCUGGGCGACGCACGGAGGCGACGAUGUGGCGGUUUACGCCAACGGACCCUUCAGCUACCUCUUUCACUCCACCGUGGACAACACGCAUGUGGCACAGGUCAUGAAGUAUGCAAUUUGUGCUCCGCCCUACGAAAACGAACCCUUCUGCCUGGGCUGUGGCAGCCUCAAGGCGUCCUUCAUCGUGCUAAUUGGAUUGGUUGUUUGGAGCCUGUUCAAUUGA